AUGGACGACUACAACCAUAAAAUACAGCACGAAAGCAUCUAUGAUGAAAAGUGGUGGGUCGAAAACUGUCGAGAAGACCCGGACCCGCGAGGCCUCACCACCUCACCACCAACAUCACCAUCACCAUCACCAGGGGACGCAGACAUACAGCAAGACAGUAGUAUCACAAUCCCCCAACACGCAAUCCACACCCACGACAAGACAGCAGAGUCCAUCACAGCCCUCCGACCCCCCGGACACCCUCACGCGCCCCUCUUCCUCGGCGUACCCCCCGUCAAGCUCGCCAACAAGGGCGAGUGGUCCUUUAUAGAAUACAUCCCGCCCUGGACGGACCCCCAAUGGCAGCACGACAAUCACAGGAUACCGGACCGAGACUACCCUUCCCAGGUCAUCCGCCCCCACCUCUGGACGACGACGCUGCGCCCCGCGCAGCUGCCGCAGGACCGCGCGCAGAACCCGACGGCGCUUGCGCUGCGGUUCGGGAUCUACCCGGACAGACUUGACGGGCGGUCGCGGCUCACGCCCACGAGGGGCGGGUUUCGGAGGUUCCGGGUUGAUGGGGUGGUGCAGCCGGGGAUCACGGGGGAGUAUGUCAUUGCCAAGGCGGAGGAGCUUGCUGCGCGUGCGAGGUUGGGGGGCGUGGAUGCGCUGCUGGAGGCGUAUUCGAAGCUGGGGGCGGAUGAGAGGCAGCCUAGCGAUCGGGAGAGGUAUGUGUUGAGGGCGAUGCAAGAUAUGAGGGAUGAUGAGGAUUGGCAGUCCAUCAUGUUUCGGGGGUUGACUACGCACGAAUUACUGGAAGAGGGGAUGAUGUCGUUCAAGAGCGAGCAUGGGUGUGAUUUGCAGAAUCCUCUGCACUGCUAUUUACAGAGGGACAAGUGGGCGGAACAAACAUGGCGCGGAGCAGACCCCCAAUGUCCAAGACUCGUCUACCACAGCGGCAACUUCAAAGGCGAAUGGGACCCACGAACCAAUGAUGGCCUCUGGGCCAAAAUGCAACCCGCCCUGAUCCUCGCCUCCCGCAUGCUAACCCACCUCGAAACCCACGACCCCUACUGGCAAUGCCUCCACGACGCCCUCAACCGUCUCCGCAUCAAGGGCCCCCGCGACUACCGCACCCCCGCGAUGAAGAAGCGCAACCCGGCGGUCGAAUUCAGUCUGCGAGACCCCGACCCCGACCCCGACGACGGCGAAGGCGAAGGCGAAGGCGACGACCCAACCACCAACAUUGCGGACCCGCAGACGAGGCGGGCAAUGGCCGCCGACGUCAUGGACGAGACGCUCCAUGUAUUAAGGACCAAGAUGCGCUUCAUGCUGUGCAGCGGCGUGCGGGAUAGUCCUUGCCCGGAGGGCGGGCGUCCGCAGGUCGGGUUCACACAUGUGCAGGGUGGCCGGAUCGAGGUGAAUCUCGCUGCGGAUGUGAUGUGGCCGCUCGUUGUGGCUGGGUAUAGCAAUGAUGAGAGGAUUCUGACGUAUUUUACGCUGGCUACUACCAUUGUCCAUGAGAUUGCGCACGCGAUUAACUACGCUCACCACCUUGUUCUCUAUCCACCUGAAUAUGCAGGUUGCGAAGUCGCCAAUUGGGAGUCGCAUCCGGACAAGGUUGAAAAGGCCUUGAAGAUUGGAAAAUGCAUGUUUGGCCAGUUGAAGGAUCAUAACAUUGAGCCCUUCUUUGAGAACGAACCGCAAUCUGAGCUUGGUUUCUGUACCGAGAACCGCCUUUUUGGCGGCGUCAACUGGGGUCUCAUCUCCCUCGAGACGGAAACCGAUCAACUCUACUUCCUCCCGUCCGCAAUGAUGAUGGAGAGGUGGCCGCAGGCCUACGGACCAGAGGACCUACCCACCCUCCAAGCCCUCAAGGACAACCCCGAGAACCUGAUCCUCUCCCGGCCGCGGAUGCUCACGGACCAGUACUGCAUACCCACCAAAGUCGCCGACAUAGCCCGCCUCUUCACCGAGUCCUUUUGGGCCGCCGAGGUUCUAAAGUACGGCCCCGCGGCGCUGCACUUUGGCUCCGCGGACCCGGUCAAGAUCCCCCCCAUCACUUCGACGUACAUUGACUUCAACGAUUCCCUAAAGGGUGUGCUGGACCCCAGGAGUCACAAGGUGUCUGAGCUGUAUCCGGAAGAAGACGACUUGAAACAUGCCGGCGCGCUGGUAUACCUUUUUGUCCGGGAGGCCGCGGUGGAGUUUCUGAGGUACCAUAUUGCGAGGUUCAGGUGGGGCAGGGACCAGGCCAACUACGAGACGUCGCGGUAUCCGGAGAUGAUGGUCUGCUCGAUGCAGAUCUGGGUCGUCAUGUCCGAGACCAAGAUCGCCGUUGAGCUGGGGCGAGGUAUCGAGAGUGUCAGCAACGGCAGGGCAAGCCAGGCGUGGCUAGAGAUGUGGAAGCGGGCCGAGAUUCGAAAGCAUCGAGCACCCAUUGACAAGCUGACUACGGCGAAACCGAGCCUACUUUGCAAUUUCCCGUUCCGUCUCCCGCUCGGCUCGGUUCACCCGCAAGACGAGGUCGCGUUCUGGAAGAGUAUCCCCGUUCUGAGGGCCCAAGCGGGACAGAGGCUGGCGGCUCUGCUCCGGCGGCUCUACGAAAUGGUACUCUUCGAGGUAGGGUGCUUCCAGCAUCUGUACCUCGAUAUCUACAGGCUCGAGCCGGCCGAGAUUGAAAACUUCAAGACCAUUACCGAGAACUUGGGAGCCCGCCUGGAAAAUGUACAAACCCUGUGCGACCUCGUCGCGUCGAGAAUCGCGGAUUGCUUGGCAGCAGACGACGGAUCCAUGCCUGCCAUCAGCGUCGCGGCCCUCCGCGAGCUCGAGACAAAGUUCCUCCACACGUCGGCGCAGGUCCAGGAGAUGACGCCGUGGGCGGCGGACAUUUCCCGAAUCGUGCCCGCCAACUUCAACCUCCUGCAGCAGUUCCUGCCCACCCUCAAGACCGCACGACGACCAAAGACGGCGCGCAUGGUCAAGAUUGUGCAGAAGGAGCUCGGCCUGGUUCCCGUGGAGGUCCUGGAGGGCAUUCAGACCUUUUUGGACUUUGUCAAGACGCGCGCGAAAGCCCUGAUUGAUGUGCGGAUCGACAUGGCGAGGGAUGGGAUGAUGGACCUGGACGAGGUGAUUACCGAGUUUGAAAAGAGGGACAAGUUUGCGGCCCCCGGGUUGGUGGAAGACGGCACCGACGAUGAGAAUGAAGACGGGCUCGGCCUCAGGUUCGACAACGACCCGCUUGCUGAAAUCAUCAGGAAGAGGAAAGAAAGGGCAGAUAUCUGGAACCCGACGAGGCAUCCGCCCAAGCGAGCCAGGAUCGUGACACCGCAGUUGGUUCCCCGUCCAUUGAGGCACCCCAGGCCCUUUUCGACGUACUCGCCGCCGAGACUUCACCGAUCCCAGCACCACCACCACCACCAGUUCGGACACGCCUCCACGGCUGGUUUCUACAAAGGUGAAUCAUCGAUCCUCGUCGGCGAUCCACGAUUCCAGAUCCCAAACGUAUUUGCCGACAUCCCGCAAGUGACCUUCCCACUCAAAGAAUCCCUACCUAGGCCGGCCAUAUCCCAGCUCGGACAGAAGCAGCCACAACCCCCCACGUACUCGUCCGUGUUCGGCAUGCCAGCGGUCCGUAUCGAAGAGGGUCCGGAGCCGGUGAGCAUAUUCCCGCACCCGUACGCCCUGGCCGCCACGUUCACGGAGGACCUUGAACACGAAGCCAACUUCCGACUUCAGCUCGCCAAAAAGAGUCCCGCGGGUUCCGUACUAGGAUUCACGGAGCGGAACGGGGCGGGGAUUAUGAACGCGUACCGUGACCCGGAGCCGGCGAUACCAGAUUCGCCAGAGGAGUCCAGAAGACCUGUGGGCGGUUUCGGUUUCGGGGGGUGGCAGCGAGGCCUCCCAGACCCACAGGAUUGGUCGCCAGACACCGAGAGCUUGUCAGAUUUGCCGCCGAGCACGCCCGACACGGAGGACGCGGGGCCGCAGAGGAAGACGACGUACAUGACGACGACGACGACGCCGGGGGCGGUGGCAAUGUCCUCGCCGGCACUUGUCGAAGACGGGAUGGAUGGGUACCGGUGGGAGGUGCUGGAUCAAAAACGAUUGAAUCCGUUGUAUUUGCAGCAGCAGCGAGCGAUGCAGCGGCGGGCGCAUGAGCUGGUUGAGGAGCAGAAGCGGCGGCGGCAGCAGUGGCUGGAAAGUCUUGCAAGGCCCGUAAUACCGGCCGGGAUGGAGGCGACGGGGCUCAGACCAGUUGAUAAUGGACGGUUCUCGCGAGACGCGAGCACGAAGUUUGGCAGUUGGUGUGACGGGGAUGGCCCGAGGUCUGCUAAAAUUGGUCAAAAGAACAUGAAUCAUAGGCGGCGCUUGUCGGGGAAUAUGGAGUGGGAGCCAACUAGGGUAGGUGACGGGCCAUCUGACAUCCAAAUGGAAUUUUCGUAA
This is a messenger RNA of Colletotrichum orchidophilum, 4425 nucleotides long. RefSeq lists its product as uncharacterized. The record is from RefSeq and is a predicted model, not a curated record. The coding region runs from base 1 to 4425 and encodes 1474 amino acids. The transcript has 6 exons. NCBI's taxonomy places the organism in Eukaryota, Fungi, Ascomycota, Sordariomycetes, Glomerellales, Glomerellaceae.